CACUUUUGCAGAUUGCUAUAAAUAGAACGGGUGUAGCAAUGAUUGUGUGAUCGUCGGCCUUGUAAAGAAGACAACAAUUGACCAAAUAUGUUGGGUAUUUUUAUAUAAACCCCAGCGAGCAGAUGUAACCGGCACCUGCUACCGCUGGAAAUGGAGAAACUUAAGCUACGGUUCCACACAUAUCUGAAAAAGAUUUUAAUAGAGGAGCUCGAUUUUUCAGAAGAAAUAAAAUUUCAAGUUUCAUCAGAUAUCUGCGUGGACAAUUUUGAGAAAAUAUCUUUCUUAUGGAAAGACCAAUUUUUGAAAAGUACUCACAGGGAGGAUUUUCUUCAAAUCCAAAGAACAGUUUUACAAGAUGUAGUUGGUUGUACGGAGUUAUCUACCCUACGAGACAUAGGACUGGUAUUUCUGAAACCAUUAACAAACGCGGCGAUACAGACCGAACCUCACACAUAUGUUCAUGUGGAAAUUCAGACAGAUCAAGACCGAAUAUAUAAAGCAAAUGAGUUAGGAUCUCUUAAAGAAAAGAAAAUUUGCCAAGAUGUGUCCACACAGACAGACUUUGAAGAUAAGGUUUCCGUUUCCCCUGACAUGGAGCUAUCCGUCAGCACACCAUCUGUGGUCCAGGAUUCUGUGUUGUCGGACAUUGAAUCCAUUAGUCCUCCCAUCAAGACUACUGGGCCUCCAGGCAAACGACUAAGGAAACUUACAAUUAAUCUUGUGUCGAAUGAGAUUAAAACAGAAAAUUGUGAUUCAGACUAUGAACCACCCGAGUUUGGUGAAACAACGGAUGAUAAUUCGGACACCGGAGGGGAUCAAGAGGUGGUGGUCAUCAAACCGACACCAGUUAUGUCCCCUGAUGACGAGAAAUCGGCAUCAUCGCUCCGACAGGAAGAGCUCACGUGUCCACUUUGUCCGUCCAAAUUCCGGAGUCAGCAGGGAGCUGAGAAACAUUUGAGAGUGAAGCAUGACAUUGGAAACGUGUACAUCUGUAAAAUCUGUCAGGACAUUUGUCCAUCGAAUACAGCAAUGCAUGAGCACAUGAUAACUAAGCAUGGAAUAGAAGAUCUGCCUGCUGUUGAAAAGCGUAGGAAAAGAAGGAGAAAAAAUUUGCCUCAGACAUUUAAAAAAGCGAAGGUCUCACCCAUUCAGAAACCCAUGUCAAAACUAAAGUCUAAGAAUACUCGUAAAAAGAGGCCUGCCAGUGGUGGUAAUAAACCUGAUGUGAUCAAACAUAAAUGUUCUCACUGUCCGAAACUGUUUAACGCGGUGACAGCCAUGCAGCGCCACAUGCGGGCUAACCAUCAAUUUUCAGCUGUACAGAAAUGUAACCAGUGUUCUAAGACAUACCUGUCGGCUCGAGCGCUGAGACGACAUAUCACCACCACACACCAGUUCUCGCGGCACCAGUGUGAACUGUGUGGGAAAGAGUUCACUAGUAAGGAAUCUCUCUAUCACCACAAGCGGGGUCUACACAGUGACAGCAAACCUUACAAAUGUGAACAGUGUGGCGCCUCCUUCAACUUCAACCACAGCCUGCGACUACAUCAGUUAAAACACACUGGAAAACGUCCACACAAGUGUACGUUGUGUGAUAAAAGUUAUCUCACCUCCAACCACCUCAAAAUGCAUGUGGAAGGAGUGCAUGGAAACAAGAAGAAGUAUUCCUGUAGUAUCUGUGGUAAAGCGUUUUCCUAUACGACCAGCCUGCGCGUUCAUGAGAUGUCCCACGGUAACAUUCGUCCCUAUAAGUGUAAGUCAUGUGGGCUUGGUUUUAUUAACAGCCAUGCCCUUAAGUACCACACCGAGUCAAAACACGCUGCCGACCUCUGGUUUACUUGUGAUAUCUGUGGCAAGGAAUACAAGACAGAAUUUUUGAUGAAAACGCAUCGGCGCCGUCACACAGCGGAUGGAACCCGGUUCAUGUGCGAUAUAUGUGGCCAUUUGUUUAUGUACAAAAGUACCCUGGAGAUCCACGCAGCCGUCCACAGUGAAGAAAAGGCCUUUCAGUGUAGUACAUGUGGUAAGUCAUUCAAAACCUACGCAACCUUGUAUUCUCACCAGUACGUCCACAAGACAGAGAUGCCAUAUGAGUGUCAAGACUGUGGCAAGGCAUUUAAAACGAAGGAGAGAUGCAAGGCACAUCAGCGGCGACAUUUGGGACUGAAGCCUUUUGACUGUGAUCAGUGUGGUCGGUGUUUUCCAGACAAGGGUGGACUCACCAAGCACAAGAAGACUGUACACUGUGUCGAGAAGAAACACGUCUGUAGCUACUGCGGUAAAGCCUGCUCAAGGGCAGACAACCUACGUGUGCACAUGAAGGUGCAUGAAAAAAAUACAACCAACCCAGGCAAAAAUGUGUCUGGAUUAGCUGGAUCAGGAGUUCCAGCUCCUGUCGUGAGAAAGAGCCGGUCACUUGCUAAAAUAGAUGCUAAACUGACUACACCACCUAUUGACAAUCAGAUGGAUUCUGUUCCAGUAUAUAGGGUAGAAAGUGAACUGGACCGUAUAACCUCAGAACAUGGUUAUGAACGCCUUAUAGAGAACCUUAUAGACAGAACUAUGGAUAAACCGGGGGAUCCCAAACUGACAUUCACCCAGACUAGACCAAACCUGGGUGGAUCUGUGCCUCCCACUACUUCUGUCACCCCCGGGGGUGAGAGCCUCGGGAGCAACAUUUCUCCUGUACCUAUAUCCCCUCCCCUGCCCCGAGUGUACACUGAUCCAGCCCAGUCUUACGAGUCAGAGUCAGGUCCCCAUAUUGUGCCCCUCCCUAUAGCUAUGACCUCUCAGGAUGGGCCUACAGGACUUCAGCAGGCCCCACUGGGGGUCGGUACACCACUGCCCUCAAACACCACAGCAUUGCCACUGCCACCCCCUCCCCCCUCCGCUCCUUAUAUGUACAUGUGGCCUUACAUGCACCCCCCCAACCAGAGUACUAGCCAAUCCCAUGAAAGCAACUUCUACUGAGUAUGUGCAAUACCUGGAUCUUAUGAACAGGCCUCCUGCUAUAGUGAUCAUGCAUUGUGAUGCCUGAUUGGUGCUGCUUAACUUGUUAUGUGAUGAUAGUUAUGAGUCAGCACACUAAGAUUUCUGCCUACAGUAUAUUUUGUCCCUCUGGAGGAGGAUAAUCUGAUAACUAAUUUUACGGUCACCUACCUACAGGAACCGAGUUAUAUUUAAUUACUUCAAGUGAUCAUUACAAUUUCUAUUUCAUUCCACUUUUCCAGACUGUUUGCAUUGCCAGAAACCUUAUAUGGAGACUGACAUUAAAAUUCACUGUGAAUAUUUCUUUCAAGUACAAGUCAUGAGGUUUUACAAAUUAUUUCUCCCAGACAUCAUUUUUGUGAAUGAAUGAUUUAAAGAAUCUUUCUGUCACUUCGAGGCGAGAUAAAAGGAGGUCAACCCGAGGGGAAGACACUCAAAUUACCCAACACAAAGCUUAACGAGUGUUAGCUAGUUAAGAAAUCUUCCCUCAAAGAUGAUGAUCCCCCAUGGCCAUCUCCUCUACGGGGACGGAAUACUUCUCUCUUUCAGUUUUGGGCAAUUCAUAUAUGCCACGUUGAGUUGACCUUAUGUAGUUGAUGUAUUGCAUUGCUGAUGUCACAUUAGUGCUUCUUAACAUAUAUGUCAUAUACAAGGGUAUCUCG
Molecule: messenger RNA, 3650 nt
Organism: Mizuhopecten yessoensis (Yesso scallop)
Lineage: Eukaryota; Metazoa; Mollusca; Bivalvia; Pectinida; Pectinidae
Product: zinc finger protein 479-like
Exons: 4
Coding region: 151-2970 (939 amino acids)
Source: RefSeq, a predicted model, not a curated record